This is a messenger RNA of Aureobasidium subglaciale EXF-2481, 2253 nucleotides long. RefSeq lists its product as uncharacterized. Gene Ontology annotation, biological process: DNA replication; DNA replication initiation; double-strand break repair via break-induced replication. Bases 1 to 2253 code for a protein of 750 amino acids. Lineage: Eukaryota; Fungi; Ascomycota; Dothideomycetes; Dothideales; Saccotheciaceae. Gene Ontology annotation, cellular component: MCM complex; nucleus. Gene Ontology annotation, molecular function: ATP hydrolysis activity; single-stranded DNA binding; single-stranded DNA helicase activity. The record is from RefSeq and is a predicted model, not a curated record. The transcript is spliced from 2 exons.
AUGGAUGAGAGGGCAGACGGAGCUGCACAACAAAGACGGUCAAAAACAAAGUACAUGGACCGCUUGCAGCGCAUAGCAGACAGGCAGGCCGACAAUAUCCUGAUCGACUUGGACGACUUGAAGCAAUACGAGAACGCGCUAGAAGACGGCGGCGCAUCACUGAAGCUGGUGUCUUCAAUCGAGCGCAAUGCACACCACUACAUUGACAUUUUCUCGCGCGCCGUCGACAAGCUCAUGCCACAAGCCAACACCGACGUCAAUUUCAAGGACGAUGUCAUUGAUGUGAUUCUCACUCAGAGACAGAACGCGAACCGUGUCAUGCAACAAGCCCUCGAAGACGCCAUCGACAACAACGCCCCCGACUCCUUCUUCCCUCCCGCCCUCACCCGCCGCUACACGCUCAACUUCAAGCCCGUCACCCCCUCGGGGUCAAGCGAUGGAAAGAGCAGCAAAGCAAUGGCAGUUCGUCAAGUGCGCGGCGAACAUCUGGGCCACCUUAUCACUGUUCGUGGUAUUGCAAUCAGAGUGUCGGACGUCAAGCCCGCUGUCCUGGUCAACGCAUACUCUUGCGAUCGUUGUGGUCAGGAAGUCUUCCAGCCCGUCACGACAAAGCAGUACACGCCCAUGGUACAAUGUCCCUCGGAUGCUUGCCAGAAGAACAACGUCAAGGGCCAGCUCUUGCAUUCAACUCGCGCUUCAAAGUUCCUGGCUUUCCAGGAAGUCAAGAUCCAGGAAAUGUCGGAUCAAGUCCCUGUUGGCCAUAUCCCUCGUCAAUUGACCAUCUAUUGUCACGGCUCUCUGGCCCGCCAAAUCAACCCUGGUGAUGUUGUUGACGUUGCUGGUAUCUUCCUUCCUACACCGUAUACCGGUUUCAAAGCUAUCAAGGCCGGUCUCUUGACAGACACCUACCUCGAGGCGCAAUACGUACACCAACACAAGAAAGCAUAUGAGUCAAUGGUCCUUGCUCCUAGCACCGUCCGUCGUAUGGCCGAUUUGGAACAGUCGGGUCAACUCUACGAGUACCUCAGCAGGUCUAUCGCUCCUGAAAUUUUCGGCCAUCUCGAUGUCAAAAAGGCCCUUCUCUUGCAACUGAUUGGAGGUGUGACGAAAGAGAUGGGCGAUGGUAUGCGCAUUCGUGGUGACAUCAACGUCUGCUUGAUGGGUGAUCCCGGUGUUGCCAAAUCGCAAUUGCUAAAGUACAUCACCAAGGUCGCACCACGUGGUGUCUACACAACAGGUCGUGGUUCAAGUGGUGUUGGUCUCACUGCUGCAGUCAUGAGAGAUCCCGUAACAGACGAGAUGGUUCUCGAAGGAGGUGCCCUUGUCCUCGCAGACAACGGUACCUGCUGCAUCGAUGAAUUCGACAAGAUGGACGACAGUGAUCGCACAGCCAUCCACGAAGUCAUGGAACAACAAACCAUUUCCAUCUCCAAAGCCGGCAUCACCACAACCCUCAAUGCACGCACUUCCAUUCUCGCAGCCGCUAACCCGCUAUACGGUCGCUACAACCCUCGCAUCUCCCCCGUCGAAAACAUCAAUUUACCAGCUGCUCUGCUGAGUAGAUUCGACAUUCUCUUCCUUAUUCUUGAUACACCUUCUCGUGACGCGGACGAAGAUCUCGCUCGCCAUGUCACUUAUGUGCAUAUCCACAACGCUCAUCCCGAACCUGCAGGCGGCGGUCUCAUCUUCUCGCCCAACGAGGUCCGUCAGUGGGUCGCUCGCGCCCGCUCUUUCCGCCCCACAAUCCCCAAGGUCGUCUCUGAGUACCUGGUCGGCGCUUACGUGCGUCUGCGCCAACAACAGAAGAGGGACGAAAGUGCGAAAAAGACAUUCACACAUACCUCACCACGUACACUGCUUGGUGUCAUGAGAUUAUCACAAGCACUUGCACGUCUGAGAUUUGCAGAAGAGGUCAUCACAGAUGAUGUAGAUGAAGCUCUUCGUCUUACCGAAGUCAGUAAAGCGUCACUUUAUGAUGACGAUCGCAGUCGUCGUGGAGAUAUGAGUGCGAGCUCUCGUAUCUUUAACCUUGUGCGAGGUAUGCGUGAGAGUGGUGCUGCUGCUACUGGUGAGGGACGUGGAGAACUUGAUCUGCGUCGUGUGAGGGAAAGAGUUCUUGCGAAGGGCUUCACGCUUCAGCAAUUGGAGGCUUGUUUGGAUGAGUAUUCUGAUCUUGAUAUUUGGCAGACCGCUGCCGAGGGCACUAGAUUGGUGUUCAUCGAGGCUGGAGACGAUAUGGAGGAUGAAGAGUAG